Messenger RNA from Gastrolobium bilobum, 966 nucleotides. RefSeq lists its product as uncharacterized. The coding region runs from base 1 to 966 and encodes 321 amino acids. Lineage: Eukaryota; Viridiplantae; Streptophyta; Magnoliopsida; Fabales; Fabaceae. The record is from RefSeq and is a predicted model, not a curated record. The transcript has a single exon. Gene Ontology annotation, molecular function: catalytic activity.
AUGACAUAUAGGUUAAAUUUUAGUAUUUUGGCUUUGUUUGAAACUAAAAUUAGUGGUAUUAGAGGGGACAGAAUAAUAAAGAAGCUUGGAUUUUCUAAGAGCUUCAAAAAGGAUGCAGUAGGAUUCUCUGGAGGAAUCUGGUUACUUUGGGAUGAGAAGAAGGUGAAGGUGAAGGUGGAGAUUAUUGAUGACCAUCAUCAAUAUAUUCAUACUAAGGUGCUUUAUUUGGAGGAGAUGAAAUCUGAGUUUAUCACUUUUGUUUAUGGUAGUCCAAGAAGACUGGAGAAACAAACUUUGUGGUUGAAUCUGGAGAGCAUUGCUCAGGAGACUGAUGGCCCUUGGCUGGUUUUAGGAGACUUCAAUUCAGUUUUGAAUGCUUCUGAAAAGAUUGGGGGUAAGGAGAUCUGCUGGAGUAGCCUAAAUGAUAUACAGGAAUGCUUCUCUAGCUGUGAUAUUAGUGACAUUGGUUUCAAAGGUCCAGACUUUACAUGGAAGAGGGGUAAACUCCAGGAAAGACUGGACAAAGCUUGUUCGAAUGAGGCUUGGAAUCUAAGUUGGCCUAAUAGCAUCCUAUCUCAUCUGCCCUAUUUUAACUCAGAUCAUAGACAUAUCCUAUUAAUUCAGGAUCAGGUUUAUAAGAUGGAAGAUAAGGAUAAACCAUUUAGAUUCUUGGCUUCCUGGAUGACAGUGGAAGGCUUUGAGGAAGUGGUGAAGGAUAGAUGGAGCAAUCAACCUGAUUGGAAUAAUGCUAGGAGGUUGUUUGAAAUGAAGGCUAAAGAUUGGCAUCAUAAUGUUUAUAGGAUGAAUAUCAAAAAGAAGAAUAAAAUAUAUGCUGGACUUAGUGGCAUUGACAGCUAUAAAUCUGGCUUGUAUGACCAUAAUAUGGAGAUUCUUCAAAGAAGCUUAUGGAUGGAACUUCAGGAGAUUCUUGUGAGGGAGGAGUUAGCUUGGUUUCAAAGAUCUUGA